AUGUUUAACCUAAAAUCACAUAACACAGCAAUAUCUCCAGGAAAAUAUGACAUCUCUAAAAGUUUAGCCUUAAACAAUCAUUUCUGAACGCAUAGCUUAGAUGAACGCCUUCUAUCAUGCAGCGAGACUAUGGAAGUACGACAAGCCAAAUUCCAUCCUGGCAGUCAGAAUCAAAAUCACAUUUUGGUUCUUACGUCAGAUAAUAUGCUAAGGUUGUACCAAAUUGAAAACAACCAAUCUGCAAAUAUUGGAAUAUAUUCAGUAGGAGAGAAACCAACAACGUUCUUUCCCGGCAGUAAAACUCCAUUUCUGGAUAUUUACGGUGAAGUGGCAGUUGAUUUUGAUUUCGGCCAUCCUGAAAUAUUCGAUGGUUCCCGCAAAUCUCCAGUGAUAGACAAUUCGUUUGUUUUGCGCAGCCAGAACAGAAAUACUGAUGAAAAAUAUAUGAUCAACGUUGAGACACAAACUGUGGACAAAAUCGUACCCAAAAAGCUGGGAAAACAAACCGCUGAAAAGGACUGGAAUAACUUAGUGUGGCCAGUCUUUAUUUUGAGAAGCGACAUGAGCGUAUGGAAGCCAAUCUUAAAGGGACCCCUGCCCAUGACGGCGUUCGAAAACGACCAAACAGAAGCUUGUUCUUUGAUUUGCCUAAAUACUGUUCCACAAAUUUUAUGUAUCGCUCUUUCAAACGGUACUCUGUGUCAUUCGAUAUUUUUGGACAUCAACCAAGACUCCCUAACUGAAAUGAAGGAAAAUAGACGAAGCCUUACUGAACUUCCAGAUAAAGAGCUACUGGCGUUCGAAAGAGUCGAAUUGGAACUUGGACUGGCCACCUGUGAAGAGGACUUUGAUGCUAUAUAUAAGUGCCCGAUUUUCCUGCAGAGAGACGAUUCGAAGUCCUGCAGAUACUAUGCCACUCAUAGCGCUGGAGUUCACUCAGUGGUUAUUUCUUGCGUGGAUGAGCUGCAGGAUUUCGUCAAUCAACCAGAAGGUGCAGAUCCCACGCCGGACAUAUUUUCAAAUCUGAGCAAAGCGGAAUAUUUGGUGUGCACGAAAACAGCUGCUUCAGAAAAAAGCAAUCCCGUCAUAGGCUUCGCCUUAUAUUACGAACCAACAUCGAUAAUUACUCUUCUUAGCGACGGUAGUUUGGUAUCGCUUUGCGUGCUCUUCUCAGGGUGUUUACCAAAACUCGAAGAUUUGAUAAUAAGCGAUGACACCACAAUUACUUCCCCAUUGAAAAAGAUGUUACAAGAACCUUUUGAACAAUAUAUACAGAAGAUUUUGAAGAAGACAUCCACUCAGCCAGUAUUAAAACUGCCACCUAGCAGUGUAAACAGCCAAGAAGAAAAUUAUGAGCUUCUACAAAGAACGGCGCAGGUUUUCAGAGAAGAAUAUUUCAAGAAUCACCAAAAGGCCAGAGAAGAAUUGGAAAAGAGGAUACAAAUGUUGAAUAUGAUGAAGAAGAAUCAACAAAAGGAACUUGAGAAUAUGAUGAGAGAAAGAGAUGAAUUGCAAGAGAGCGCCAGCAAUUUGGCGGAAAAGUCUGAAAAUUUAUUGAUGCUGGUUUCGAGAAAGAAGAGUGCACCGUCAGAGGCAGAAAAGGAGUUCUUGAAAGAAUUGAAUGUAUCUAGCCAGAAAAUUGGAGUUUACGGCGACAAAAUCGAUAAGAUCAAGAGUAAACUGAAGUAUCAACAAAUUCAGAUGGAGAAUUGGAAAUCACAGGAAACUAAGAAGAUCUCCGCUUUGAACGAAACUCACACAAACACGAUUAAAACCAACAUACAGGAAACGACAAAGAAGAUCACGGUUAUGAUUAAGCAGGUCAACGAGUACAGGAAACAAUUGCAUUUAAAGUAG
This is a messenger RNA of Psylliodes chrysocephalus, 1857 nucleotides long. Lineage: Eukaryota; Metazoa; Arthropoda; Insecta; Coleoptera; Chrysomelidae. The record is from the annotation of a GenBank genome assembly.